Ectocarpus sp. CCAP 1310/34 is the source of this 715-nucleotide messenger RNA. The record is from the annotation of a GenBank genome assembly. NCBI's taxonomy places the organism in Eukaryota, Phaeophyceae, Ectocarpales, Ectocarpaceae.
AUGGUCAAAAUUGUUAGGGAGGUAGAGCGAAAGAUCGACCCAAUGGAGGUCGGGGGUUCACCCGGGUACUUGACUCUCCCCGUGUAUCGCUUGUCCGGGAUCAAUUAUCCCUUCACGCCACCCGCCCGAAGGACAACGACAAGUUCAUUGUGAUGCGGUUUCGAGUUCGAAGACCGGGUUCAUGUGGUUCCAGAAUGUCCGCUUUACGAAAAGGGAGUUCGCCCCCCCCCCCAUUCUAGACUUAAGUGGGUUGGCGCUGUUGGCAAAGCGCUGUAAAACACGCCACCCCAAUUAUAGCCCCAAAGUAUGUUCUACGAAAGACGCGUGACGCAUGGAUGCGUGGAGUGAGGAUAGCUUACGUAAACCUCACAGGUUGAGUGAUGUAGGAGAUUACCGGACACAUAGACGUGUUGAGAGAUUACAGCUGUAUACUCAAACCCGCAAGGGUUGAGUGAGGUUUAAGGUUGCCAGACACAUGGACGGGUUGAGUGGGGAUAGCUGCAUACUGAAACCCCACGGCUUGAGUGACGUUGGAGUGCCGGACACAUAGACACGCUGCAUGGGGAUAGACACAUACUGAACCUCAAAGGUGAUUUGUAUUGGAGAUUGCCGGACACAUAGACGUGUUGAGUGAGGAUAGCUGCAUACUGAAACCUCACAGAUGGAUUGUUUGCCAGACACAUAGACGCGCUGAGUGGGGAUAGCUACAUACUGA